This is a messenger RNA of Parnassius apollo (apollo), 669 nucleotides long. The record is from the annotation of a GenBank genome assembly. Lineage: Eukaryota; Metazoa; Arthropoda; Insecta; Lepidoptera; Papilionidae.
AUGGAUUUGCUCCUCCGGGAUCCACCACCGCCUCGACACCAUCGCGAUCAAGAGGCAUAUGCCCGGCAGCUGUCUUUGGAAGCAGAGAAAACAUGGUUGCAGUGCGAAUGCGAUCGCUGGGGCAACAAAUUCAACUUAGAAGGGCUGUCGAAGUCGGAGGAGUGCCAGUCGAUGCCGGCGCUGGCGCUGGCGGGCGGCGGUGCGGGCGCGGCGGGCGGCGCGCUUGGCCUCGGCAUCAUCCCCGAGCACAGCCUGCUCGACUCCUGCACGCGCCUCUCCAUAUCGCUCGAGGAGAGCGUCUUCAAGGUUUCCGUCAGUUCAUCAUCACAGUCGUCUUGUAAUUCCAGUUCCAGUCCGCACAUGACGCUGGAAGAAUUGCGCGCCAUCAACAAGUACGCCGAGAGCACAAAGAGCCUCUCGUACUUGCCCCAGGUGCACGAGCGGCAGCGGGCGCGUAUGCGGAGCCGCUCGGAGUGGUUCCUGCAGCCGGCCGCGUCGCUGGACGCGGCCCGCUCGCGCGCCGGUACGCCGCCCGCGCCCGCCCCCGCGCCCGCGCCCGCCCUCGCACUCGCCCCGCCCGUCACGGCGGCCGCGGGCUGUGCGCGGGAGGCGCGCGACGAGAGCACCGCUCUCUACGUGCUUGUGGCCUGCCUAGAGUUUUUGUUUUGA